Messenger RNA from Phragmites australis (common reed), 2092 nucleotides. RefSeq names its product RNA polymerase sigma factor sigA-like. Gene Ontology annotation, molecular function: DNA-binding transcription factor activity. The transcript has 10 exons. The record is from RefSeq and is a predicted model, not a curated record. Gene Ontology annotation, biological process: DNA-templated transcription initiation; regulation of DNA-templated transcription. The coding region runs from base 288 to 1793 and encodes 501 amino acids. NCBI's taxonomy places the organism in Eukaryota, Viridiplantae, Streptophyta, Magnoliopsida, Poales, Poaceae.
CCCCCCCCCCCAACCUCCAUGCCGCGGUAACACCUCCGUAAACACUAGCGGACCAGCACCCCCCCCCCCCUCUCUCUCCUCUCUCUCUAGACACUCUCGGCCUUUCGGCGUGUGGCGUCCACAGGUUCCCUGGUUCCGCUUGUCCUCUUGUUUCCCCUGCCUAGGCUCGGCUCACUUCAGUUCUUGGUUGCUGCCUCCGCACCUUGCUUCUGCGCUGUCUGCCGUCGUCCCUGAGGUGUCUUCCUCGUGCUGCCGCCGCCACCGCCUCGGUCGCGCAGGUGGGCAUCAUGACGGCGACGCCGGCGGUGAUCGGGCUGAGCGCCGGCAACCGCCUUCUCACCACCUCCUUCGGACCCACCGACAACGCCCACCCCCCCGCGCUGCAGUUCGCCGCCACCGCCACGCCCAAGCUCACCGUCGUCGCGCACCGCCCCUCCUCCUCCCCGCACGUCGGCGGCUCCUCCCCCGCCGGCCGCGCCCGCGCGCACACCGUCCGGGCGCUGAGGAACCACUCCGCGCCCGCUCUGGCGCCUCCUCCGCCUCCACUAGCGGCAGCUGACCCCGCCGCGGCGACGGUGGAGGCGGAGUUCGAGUUCGAGUCGUCGCUCGAGGCCAUCGUUCUGCUGCAGCGGUCCAUGCUCGAGAAGCAGUGGGAGCUCCCAUUCGAGGACGACAUCUCCUACACCGAGGACGAGGAGGAGAUAAAGAGCGCUAGCAAGUCGGCGGUGGUGUUGGCACGGUCGGGCGUGUCGGCGCGGCACCGGCGGAUGAGCGGGCGGCGGCGGGGUGCUGGGCGGAAGAGCGUGAGCAUCAGCCCGGAGCUGAUGCAGAGCCGGAACCGGAUCUACCUUAGGGGCACCGUCAGCAAGGAGCUCCUCACGCACAAGCAGGUCGUCCAACUCUCCAAGAAGAUCAAGGACGGCAUGUGGCUCCAGCACCAACGAUCAAAGUUGAAGGAGAAAUUGGGGAAUGAGCCGUCAUACAAGCAGCUGGCGCAAUCGCUACGGAUAUCAGCUCCCGAGCUGCGCGCGAGGAUGCGCGAGUCAUUUCUCGCGAGGGAAAUGCUAACAAUGAGCAACAUCCGUUUGGUCAUAUCCAUUGCCCAGAAGUAUGAUAACCUUGGCGUCGAGUUGGCAGACCUUAUUCAGGGUGGUCUGAUAGGGUUACUCCGUGGGAUCGAAAAAUUUGAUGCCUCAAGGGGAUUUAGGAUUUCCACUUAUGUGUACUGGUGGAUUCGUCAGGGUGUUUCAAGAGAAUUGGCUGAGAAUUCGAAAACAUUCAGGCUUCCUACUUAUUUGCAUGAGAGGCUGAUCGCGAUUCGUGGUGCAAAGUAUACAUUGGAAGAUCAAGGAAUUGCUCCUACAGUAGAGAACAUCGCAGAGUCGCUCAAUAUAUCGGAAAAGAAAGUACACAAUGCUACAGAGGCUGUGAACAAGGUUCUUUCACUGGAUCAACAGGCAUUCCCCUCCUUAAACGGCUUACCUGGAGAGACACUCCAUAGUUAUAUAGAGGAUCAAAACGUCGCAAAUGAUCCGUGGCACGGAUUUGAGGAGGGGUAUCUCAAAGAGGAAGUCAACAAUCUUAUAAAUUCAACUCUCAACGAGCGUGAGAUGGACAUUAUCCGGUUAUAUCAUGGCAUAGGAUUAGGAAAACAGUGCCAUACAUGGGAAGAUAUUAGCAGACAGUUUGGGUUGUCGAGGGAGCGUGUGAGGCAAAUAGGACUCAUUGCGAUGGAGAAGCUGAAGCAUGCCGCAAGGAGGAAACAUUUGGAUGCAUUGCUUGAGGAUUAUUGAGUUGAGAUGUUUUUCAUUUGAGUCAGUUCCACACAGCAGUGGUUGUAUAUACUCGGAAACAUAGGGUACAUCAUCCUUGAAAGGCUUUACCGCCACUCACUCUGCAGAUAAUUAUACAUGUACAUUUGUGACAAUAGGCGUGCAUGAUCAAGAUACCUAUGCUUGCGUAGUCAUUAAGGCGUUCCAGAAAAAAGAGAUGUGGCUUUUUCCUUGGAAGGUUUACAAAUUUUCUGUAAUAUAUGUAUAUGUAUAUGUAAUCAUUUAGCACCUUAAUCAGUAGAGCAACAACAUUUCUGUCC